GAGUGGAAGGGAGUACCGGGAAUGUCAGUGGAUGUGGUGCGAGUGGAGGCGGCGACACACCUGGGGGAAUUAACAAGAACAAGCAACCGUGUUGUUGUUGUUGUUGUUGUUGCAGUUUUUAAUGGCGUUUUUUCCCCCUGCAUUAAGUUUUCCAGAAUAAGAACCGAACAUGUACACGUCGGAGCGCAGGCGCAUGAGCCUGCACGAACUGAAGAGGAAAGAUCCAGUGUGGGUGUCUGCUGGAAGUUUGUGGCAGGACUCUUUGGCGAUAGAGCUGAGCGCAGCCAACUGUUCGGGAAAACAGGUCAUGUCCCCACGGAGUCGGACCAGAGCGGUAUCCGUGGCAUACAUUGCCAACGAGGACGCGUCCGUGCCGCAGACUGAGGAGAACUUAUCACUGAAAUGUCUGAAGGAAGCGUGCGCGGACGCACACGCCGUUUUCAAAACGAUCCCGUUUGAGAGAAUAUCACUUGGCACCACAGACAUCCUGGAUAGUUUCUACAAUGCAGAUGUAGCUGUGGUUGAGAUGAGCGACACUUUCUGCCAGCCUUCCCUUUUCUAUCACCUCGGAGUGAGAGAAAGUUUCAGCAUGACCAAUAACAUAAUCCUGUACUGUUACAAGCAAGAUAGUGAUCUACAGGCUAUAAAGGAGCAGUGUGGAAGUUACACAUUCAUCCCAUACGUGGUGUCACCUCAGGGCAAAGUGUUUGCCUGUGAUGCAUCAAUGAUGACUGGUAUCAAAGAGCUGAUGCAGCCCAGUUUCCAACUGGAGCCCCUGCUGACCCUGCUGGUAGAGAGGCUGGUGCAUCUGCUGAACAAUGUACACAUUCAGUCCAGCGAGUACUUCCGGGAGUCGAUCAGGCAUGAGAUUCGCAUGGCACGGGAGCGGUUCAGCGGCCAAGACCUGAGUAACGAGUUAAGCCGCAUCCAGAAACGCCUGGACAGCGUAGAGCUGCUCACGCCUGAUAUAGUCAUGAACCUGCUGUUGUCCUACAGGGACAUUCAGGACUACGAUUCCAUAAUUAAACUGGUGGAGACUCUGAACAACCUGCCCAUGUGUAUGGUAGCAAGACAUCAGAAUAUCAAGUUCCAUUAUAUAUUUGCUCUAAACAGGAGAAAUCGUCCUGGAGAUCGCGCUAAGGCUCUGGAGUUAAUUCUACCGAUUGUGGAGUCUGGGGGCAAGGUGGCAUCGGACGUCUACUGCCUGUGUGGACGGGUCUACAAAGACAUGUUCAUGUGCUCUGGGUUCAAAGAUCAGGGCAGCAGAGACCAGGCCUGCUAUUGGUAUGGAAAAGCGUUUGAGACAGAGCCAACUCUGCAUUCAGGCAUCAACACUGUGGUCCUCCUGAUGGCAGCCGGCCAUGAAUUUGAAACCUCCAUUGAGCUGCGUAAAAUUGGUGUGACUUUAAGCACUCUUCUGGGUAGAAAGGGCAGUUUGGAGAAGAUGAAGGAGUACUGGGAUGUAGGCUUCUACCUCGGAGCAAACAUCCUCGCGAACGAACACAGGAAAGUCAUCGAAGCCUCUGAGAAACUCUACAGGCUCAAGGCCCCAAUCUGGUAUGUGGCAUCCAUCAUGGAGACGUUCAUCCUGUACCGCCAAGUUGUCAAGGUGCCUGAGGUGAAAUCUCCUAAACAGGACACUGUGGACUUCUGGAUGGAGCUGCUUCUGCAGGCCUGUAAACCCACUGUCUCUACAGACCGCUGCCCAGUGCUCAUUCUGGAGCCCAGUAAAGUUCUCCAACCAGCUAUUGUGUGUGUGAGCGAGGAGGACGAAAGUCGCACUGUCCAGUUGAAACACGUAACCACCUUAAAGAAAGGCUUACACCAGUGGACUUUCCCAGCCUCUGCAAUUCGGGGAGUGAGUGCUUCAAAGAUCGAUGAACGGAGCUGCUUCCUGUAUGUCCACUACAACUCAGAUGACUUCCAGCUCUGCUUCCCCUCUGAGCUUCACUGUAAUGGUUUCUGCGAGCUGGUGAACUCCCUGCUCCAGCAAGCUGAAGACCCUGCUCAGGACCUGAACCAUCUAACUGCAGGAAUACUAGAGUACAUCUAUGAGACCAACGAGAAUGGAGACAAGGUGGUUUUAGGUAAAGGGACGUACGGUGUGGUGUACGCCGGGAGGGACCUGAGCAAUCAAGUGCGCAUCGCCAUCAAGGAAAUCCCCGAGAAGGACAGCACGUACUCCCAGCCCCUCCAUGAGGAGAUAGCGCUGCACAAGAGGCUAAAACACAGAAAUAUUGUCCAAUACCUGGGCUCUGUCAGUCAGGAUGGUUUCAUCAAGAUCUUCAUGGAAGAGGUACCCGGAGGAAGUUUGUCAUCUCUCCUGCGCUCCAAAUGGGGCCCUUUGAAAGACAACGAAGCCACCAUCAUCUUCUACACCAAACAGAUCCUCGAGGGGCUCAAAUACCUUCAUGACAAUCAAAUAGUCCACAGAGACAUUAAGGGGGACAAUGUAUUGAUCAACACCUACAGUGGAGUACUGAAGAUCUCUGACUUUGGAACCUCCAAACGAUUAGCAGGGAUUAACCCCUGUACCGAGACGUUUGCUGGAACUCUGCAGUACAUGGCCCCAGAGAUUAUAGACCAGGGGCCUCGGGGUUAUGGGAAGCCGGCUGAUAUCUGGUCCCUCGGGUGCACAAUUAUAGAAAUGGCAACAGGCAAAACACCCUUCCAUGAGCUGGGAAGUCCUCAAGCAGCCAUGUUCAAGGUUGGCAUGUUUAAGAUCCACCCCAAGGUUCCAGAGUGCAUGUCAGACGAGGCAAAGGGCUUCAUCAUGAACUGCUUCACACCGAACCCAGACGACAGAGCCACAGCUUCAGAGCUGCUGAUGGACACGUUCCUCAGGUCGUCCCCCAGGAAGAGGGCCAAGGCCCCGCAGGAGCCUGAACCUAAAGACUACAGUUCUGCCGGUGAUUACCAACGCAGCUUGUCUGUACCCAUCUCCAUCCUUGUGGAGGACACCGAUUCAUACUCGGGUUCAAUCGAUCUGUCCUGUUCUCUGGACCUCAGGAGGCCCUAUUCUGCCCUCAGAGCAGAUGAAAUUUCAGAGAGCCCACCAAAUAUCAGCUUCCUGCACAUACCAGAGGACUCGCCAUCAGAAAUGUGCAGUCCAGCCUCAACAGAGGAGAGCAUUGGUCUUUUCAUGCUGAGAAAGGACAGUGAAAGGAGAGCCACACUGCACAGAGUCCUCACUGACUACAUCAGCCUUGUCGUCUUUAACAUACAGGAAUCCGUGCCACAGGGUUCAUCAAUAACUUCGGACCACAUCACUGAGCUCAUUAGCUGCUUGCGAGACAACAUCCGCUCCCCGGACAGAAAGCAGCUGACGAGUAGUCUGCUGGACUUAAAAACCACAUUGCUCACUGCCUCAGUGUCACUGAACAGCCUGCAGGUGGUGCUCUUCAGCUUCCAAGAUGCCGUGAAGAAGGUGUUGAGGCAACAGCAAGUGAAACCUCACUGGAUGUUUGCUCUGGACAAUCUGCUAAGACAGGCAGUACAGGACGCCAUCACUGUGCUCUUACCAGAGCUGAAACUGCAGCUGCAGUCCUCAUUUGAGGUGGAGGACAGCACUCCUGAGGAGCAGUGUGCUGACCCAGACACUCCUGUACUUCUUGUCCCUGGCCAGCUGGGGGUGCCAGAAGAUACACAGCAGACGACACCCACAAACGAGAUGAUGCUCACAACUAGCCCGACCUACCCCACAGAACUCAACACCAACUGUCCUCUCAGUGAGAAACUGAGAGACCUGCGACUAGAGACCAGAGGACUGCUGAGUCAGCUGAAUGAGAAGGAAAGAGAGUACCAGGAGCUACUGAGGAACUCUGUCCAGAGGAAACAGAAACAGAUAGAUGCAUUGAAGAGUGCAGCAGUCACUGAAGACGGACUGGCUUCACAGAAAAGCUCUAAUCCAGAAGUGAAGGCUUUAGUGCACUGGCUCAAGUCUGUCCCUGUAGAUCAAGACACUAUCGAUAAGUUGCUCUCUCAUGAGUUCACCUUGGACUGUCUCCUCUACAUGGCCUCCAGGGAUGACUUAAUGUACUGUGGAAUAAGAGGUGGCAUGCUGUGUCGAAUCUGGGCAGCCAUCAAUGCUCGCAGGAAGACCCAGCUCAGCACACACAAUGAGGACAGCGAGGACACUCUUCUUUAAUGCCUGCUGAUGUUGUACACUAAAGGAUAGAUUUAUUGACAGGCUGGUCCUGUGUCAUCUGGUGGAAGAGAGGCAGCGAUGGACUGACCGAUGCAAAGCAGGAUAGAUUUGGCUUACAUGUUGAACUGUGAAUGUAUUUUUUUUUUCUAAACGAUACUGACUGCUUCUUCCAGUUUUUGUGCAUAAAAGGUACAAUGUAAAAAAAAAGUCUUCACUUAGUAAUUAGAUCUUGCCAGCAUUUUACAUUUCCUCAGGGCUAGUGGGACUAUAAGUAUGCCUUCAUAAGAAACUGCCUAGUGGAGUAUUGGUUUGUCUGUGAACGAAACACGUUCAGUGCUAUUUUAAUGCUGCCUUCUGAUGAUGCUGUUUUACUGUGAUCUACAGAAAGCUUAGCAGGACCUAAGUUAUUGAGGAGAUGGUGUAUUUAAGACGAAUGUUUCUGCAUUCUGGGGAGGGGACAUGGAUUAUUUGUAUUUGUACUGUACAUCCUGUUAACACCGACAAUAAACAGGAAUCUUAAAUCUC
Larimichthys crocea (large yellow croaker) is the source of this 4672-nucleotide messenger RNA. Its product is annotated as mitogen-activated protein kinase kinase kinase 5. Bases 170 to 4147 code for a protein of 1325 amino acids. Gene Ontology annotation, biological process: MAPK cascade; cellular response to stress; protein phosphorylation. The record is from RefSeq and is a predicted model, not a curated record. The transcript has 28 exons. Gene Ontology annotation, molecular function: MAP kinase kinase kinase activity; ATP binding. NCBI's taxonomy places the organism in Eukaryota, Metazoa, Chordata, Actinopteri, Sciaenidae.